Caretta caretta (loggerhead turtle) is the source of this 1599-nucleotide messenger RNA. It is a transcript of the gene LRRC19, whose product is annotated as leucine rich repeat containing 19. Gene Ontology annotation, biological process: interleukin-8 production; positive regulation of non-canonical NF-kappaB signal transduction. Gene Ontology annotation, cellular component: plasma membrane. NCBI's taxonomy places the organism in Eukaryota, Metazoa, Chordata, Testudines, Cheloniidae. Gene Ontology annotation, molecular function: signaling receptor activity; protein binding. The record is from RefSeq and is a predicted model, not a curated record.
GCCUGUUCACUGAGUACAAAGGUUGCAAACAAAGUAAAGUGCUGUUGCAACAUAUUACUUCUUUUUAAUGCACAGGAAACACACAACUAUACAUAUGAUCUCUCAGAAAAAAUAGAAAGAUUUUGAACAUGAAAAUCCCUUGGCUAAUGAUCUGGAUUGGAGCACUGUUCUCCGAUCCAGUCACAGCUGACUGCGAUACUACUUCUCUUUCUGUUACUUGUGAGGAAUCUGGAAAGAAUUACUCUUCUAUCCCUAACUCUCUAAAUAAAAGUGUUACUAAACUGUGUCUUAGUAAUAACAACAUUACUUUAAAUGAUUCUGACAAAAAGGUUCUUCAGCUAUUUAUUAACUUGACUGAACUCUAUCUGAAUGAAAAUGCCAUUACUGUGCUACAUAAUAAUACCUUCUGCAAUCUGUUAAAACUCACAGUUCUAGAUAUUAGUAGUAAUUAUAUCAGUACAAUCGAACAGGCUGCAUUUACAGGCCUAAAUCAACUAUCCAUAUUGAAUCUAAAUCAUAACAAAAUAUCCCAGUUGGAUUCUGACACAAUUACAACACUAAAAAACCUGACAAUUUUGAGACUACAGGACAAUUUGUUGAAGUACUUUGAUGUAAAAGCAUCAUUUAAACUGAUUACCUUAAAUGGAAAUCCAUGGAAUUGUUCCUGUGGCCUGCUCAGUUUACAGAAAUGGUUGAAUACCUCAAACGUGACAAUGGAACAUGAAAAUGACACUCUGUGUGCUUAUCCAGAUGUCUGGAACAAAUCUUCUAUCAAGACUGCACCUAUCCAAAAAUCUGAUUGUGACUCAAGAAGAGGCUCUAUAGCAGUCACUACACCUUCCACAUCUGCCAUCAGUCCUAAAAACAUUGCCAUUUUAACAUUUUCUCUCAACUCUUCAAACAACAAUAUUAGGAGUAAUGCAUCAAAUCCAGGUUCUCCACCUCUUGGCAAAACUUGGGCCUUUCUUCUGGGUGUUCUGGUGUUUGUCCUAAGCACUUCACUACUGAUUUUUAUUGCCAUAAAAUUCCCACGGUGGUACCUCUACUUGAUCAGCUACAAUCACCGUCGUCUGGAAGAGUAUGAACCAGAAAUAUUUGACAAGGAGUUCACAACUGAUCUGAGCACUUUUCCAUCAAUAUCAAAUACCAAUGAGCACGAUGCCAUUGUAGCAUUUGAACAAACUCAUACAUUUGUACUUGAGGAGGAUGGAUUUAUUGAAGACAAAUAUAUAGACGACCCUGGAUUAAUUGAAAAGGUCUAAAAUUCUUAUAUGAUGGAUGAUCAUUUGGCUUUACAAUAGCUGAUUAUAUAGGAUCAAUCCAUUCAAAAUCUUGUAUAUAAAUAUAUCUAGUAUGUAUCACAGACAGAACUCAAAGCUCUCAAUCCCUCUUUUUUGGACAAAUGUGUGGCACAUGUAUUAACUGUAGAGGUAGGAAAUCUGGCGUUGUGAAUGUAUUACCACAGUAACAAAUAUUUCAAAGUACAUAAGCAUAUACUCCAUAUGUCUGACACUAAAAUCUCACUGUUUGAUUAUAGUGGGGGAAAAUAACACCUACUUCUUAUAUAGUAUUUUCAUCAGUAGAUCUCAAAACACUUUA